CAAUGCAGCUAAAGCUAGUAUUCUGUGUUCUAUUCGUAUCACUUCUAACUUCAGUAUUCGAUUUAAAUAGUUUACAGGAUGCGGUCGUUUUUAAGUUUACUAACGCCGUCUGUGAGAGCUACAACAAAUCCUGGAUCGUGUUCCACAACUAUCGUCUUAAAGCCGUUGGCCGGGACAAGGUGCUCCUUAACUUGAAUGCCACUUUGCUACAUCCGGCCCAAGGUGUAACAAUACGUGGAAGGAUUUUGAAAAGGGCAAACGGCUAUAAGCCUUGGCUCUUUGACAUGACCUUUGAUGCAUGUAGAUUCAUGCGACAGCAAAACAUCCCAGUUGUUUCACUAAUCUACGGGCUCUUCAAACAGUUUACCAAUAUUAAUCAUACAUGUCCUUAUGUGGGUCCAGCGAUUAUCAAGGAUUGGUAUCUGAAUCCCGAACUGUUGCGUCUUCCCUUACCAACGGGGGAAUACAUGCUAGCCUUAAGGUGGUUCUUUGAGAAACAGCUCGUAUCUGAUACGAAUAUAAGUUUCGUGUUCGUGGAAGAUCUCCUGAAGAGCUAA
Messenger RNA from Drosophila obscura, 557 nucleotides. RefSeq lists its product as uncharacterized. The record is from RefSeq and is a predicted model, not a curated record. The transcript is spliced from 3 exons. Bases 3 to 557 code for a protein of 184 amino acids. Lineage: Eukaryota; Metazoa; Arthropoda; Insecta; Diptera; Drosophilidae.